Frieseomelitta varia is the source of this 3861-nucleotide messenger RNA. It is a transcript of the gene Cac, whose product is annotated as voltage-dependent calcium channel type A subunit alpha-1. Gene Ontology annotation, biological process: chemical synaptic transmission; calcium ion import across plasma membrane. Gene Ontology annotation, molecular function: high voltage-gated calcium channel activity. Gene Ontology annotation, cellular component: voltage-gated calcium channel complex; membrane. The transcript is spliced from 18 exons. Lineage: Eukaryota; Metazoa; Arthropoda; Insecta; Hymenoptera; Apidae. The record is from RefSeq and is a predicted model, not a curated record. The annotation marks the transcript as partial.
UUGGGUGGUGUGGGAGGCCGGCACAUGUCUACGCGUCGGCGUGGCAGUAGCCCGCUGGUGCGUGGAAGUGCGGGCCUCGCAGGAUAUAUCGGACCGGGGGCCUCUGGAAAUUCCAACGAUGCUGCUACGAUACCACCGGAUGUACAAAGAUACGCUGCCAGGAGGCGCGGGGCGGUUACUACCAGCGAUCACAAGAGUUGCGCUCUUGUGCAGACUCGCAUCAAGCUCGGCGAUAUCAUGUUGGCAGCGCAAGAGGCGGCACAAAGGGACCCUGGAUACGCGAGUCAGUACAGGAGAAGGCCGAGGUUGGCCGGACUGAGUGGUCUCGGUGACUGGACUAGCUUUGGAGGGGAGGUACCUGGUCUGGUGGACAUGGCGCCAGGCCGGGAUCAGGGCGGAGGGGCGGGUGGCGGUGGGGGAGGUGGCAAGGGCACUACGUCGCUGUUCAUCCUGUCGGAGGAUAACUGCAUCAGGAAGCACACUCGCUUCAUAAUCGAAUGGCCGCCCUUCGAGUACGCCGUCCUGCUCACCAUCAUCGCCAAUUGCGUGGUCCUCGCCCUCGAGGAGCACCUGCCGAAGCAGGACAAAACCAUACUCGCGCAGAAGCUCGAGGCCACAGAAAUCUACUUCCUCGGGAUUUUCUGCGUCGAGGCGAGCCUCAAGAUCCUCGCCCUUGGCUUCGUCCUCCACCGUGGCUCCUAUCUGCGCAACAUCUGGAACAUCAUGGAUUUCUUCGUCGUGGUGACCGGGUCGAUGACCGUGUUCGCCGAAACAAACGUGGACGUCGACCUGCGUAUGCUACGUUCCUUCAGGGUCCUCAGACCGCUAAAGCUGGUUUCGAAAAUUCCAAGUCUCCAGGUGGUGCUCAAAUCUAUUAUCAAGGCAAUGGCGCCGCUUCUGCAGAUCGGCCUGCUGGUACUCUUUGCCAUCGUGAUAUUCGCCAUCAUUGGGCUCGAAUUCUAUUCGGGAACCCUGCAUAAAACGUGUUACAGCAUCAAAAAUAUCAAUGAUAUCGUGAAGGAGGGCGAACAGGCGAGCCCGUGUAACACGGACAACAAAUCCGAGGCGCCAUUCGGGGCCCACGUGUGCGACGCGAACAUCUCGACGUGCAUGGAUCACUGGGAGGGACCAAACUUCGGCAUCACCAGCUUCGACAACAUCGGAUUCGCCAUGCUCACUGUCUUCCAGUGCAUCACUAUGGAGGGCUGGACUGCCAUAUUGUACUGGACAAACGACGCUCUUGGCAGCACGUACAACUGGAUUUACUUUAUACCAUUGAUCGUCCUUGGCUCAUUCUUCAUGCUGAACUUAGUUCUUGGUGUCCUGAGCGGAGAGUUUGCGAAGGAGAGAGAGAAGGUGGAGAACAGGCAGACCUUCCUGAAAUUGCGAAGACAGCAGCAGCUGGAGCAUGAAUUGUACUGCUACCUGAAUUGGAUCUGCAAAGCAGAGGAGGUAAUACUCGCGGAAGAAAGGACCACGGAAGAGGAGAAGAAGCACAUAUUAGAAGGAAGAAAAAGAGCCGAGGCGAAAAAGAAAAAGCUUGGCAAGAGCAAAAGCACAGACACGGAGGAAGAAGAAGGCGAUGACGAUCAGGACGACGGAUUUUCGAGGUCCUCCUCGACGAAAGAAAAGGGACCUUGUAAGCAGUUUUGGCUAGCUGAGAGAAGAUUUAGGUACUGGAUACGAAAGUCCGUAAAAUCACAAAAGUUUUACUGGUUCGUCAUCGUUCUUGUGUUCUUCAAUACCGUCUGCGUAGCGGUGGAACAUUACGGUCAGCCACAAUGGCUGACCGAUUUCCUCUACUUCGCAGAAUUCGUGUUCCUGGCUCUGUUCAUGUUGGAGAUGUUCAUAAAGGUGUACGCGCUCGGUCCUCGCACAUACUUCGACUCGAGCUUCAAUCGUUUCGACUGCGUAGUCAUCUCGGGAUCGAUCUUCGAAGUGAUCUGGUCCGAGGUGAAGUCUGGCUCUUUCGGCCUCUCCGUCCUACGUGCCCUUAGACUCCUGCGAAUUUUUAAGGUCACCAAAUAUUGGAAGAGCCUGAGAAACCUCGUAAUAUCGCUGCUCAGCUCGAUGCGUAGCAUCAUCUCCCUGCUCUUCUUGCUCUUCCUCUUCAUUCUCAUAUUCGCGCUGCUCGGUAUGCAGUUGUUUGGCGGCCAGUUCAACUUCGAUUAUGGCACGCCGCCCACCAACUUCAACACCUUUCCCAUCGCGCUGCUCACUGUCUUCCAAAUCCUGACCGGAGAAGAUUGGAACGAAGUGAUGUACCAGGGUAUAGAGUCGCAAGGCGGACACAAGAAGGGCAUGAUUUAUUCGCUCUACUUCAUCGUGUUGGUGCUGUUUGGCAACUACACGCUGUUGAACGUGUUCUUGGCUAUCGCCGUCGACAAUCUGGCAAACGCACAGGAGCUGAGCGCUGCCGAGGACGAGGAGGAAGUAGAGGAUAAACAGAAGCAGGCGCAGGAGCUCGAGAAAGAGAUCCAGUCCCUGCAGAAUCCGAUAGACGGUGGCGCGCCCAAGGUAGAAAUCAGCCCUCCAAGUCCGAACCAGAAUUUCAAAGACGGAAAAGGUGGAAAACAAUCAUCCGAAGAAGAGAAAAAGCAGGAUGAAGAUGAUGACACGGGACCAAAACCAAUGCUGCCAUACUCCUCCAUGUUUAUACUGUCCCCUACGAAUCCCGUAAGAAGAGCCGCCCAUUGGGUCGUCAACCUGAGAUAUUUCGACUUCUUCAUAAUGGUGGUGAUAUCGCUGUCGAGUAUCGCGUUGGCCGCCGAAGAUCCCGUAUGGGAGGACUCGCCGAGGAACGAAAUUCUGAAUUACUUCGAUUACGCGUUCACCGGUGUCUUCACUGUCGAGAUGAUACUGAAGAUCAUCGAUCUUGGGAUUAUCCUUCACCCGGGCUCGUAUCUGCGCGAGUUCUGGAACAUUAUGGACGCGGUGGUUGUGAUAUGCGCCGCGGUCUCGUUCGCUUUCGAUAUGACCGGUAGUUCGGCUGGACAAAAUCUCUCGACAAUCAAAUCGUUGAGAGUACUUCGAGUGCUCAGGCCAUUAAAGACGAUCAAGAGAGUGCCGAAGCUCAAGGCGGUGUUCGACUGCGUAGUGAACAGUCUUAAAAACGUCAUUAACAUUCUCAUAGUGUAUAUAUUGUUCCAAUUCAUAUUCGCUGUGAUCGCGGUGCAACUGUUCAACGGCAAGUUUUUCUACUGCAACGACGAGAGCAAAUAUACGGAACAGGAUUGCCAGGGUCAAUAUUUCGUUUUCGAAGAGGGCGCCAUGUUGCCAGAGCCAAAAAGACGGGAAUGGCAGUCGCAGUCUUUUCACUAUGACAACGUGAUGGCCGCGAUGCUGACGUUGUUCGCGGUGCAAACUGGCGAGGGUUGGCCGCAAAUCCUGCAGAACUCGAUGGCGGCCACGUACGAGGACAAGGGCCCCAUUCAAAAUUUUCGUAUAGAGAUGUCCAUUUUCUAUAUCGUCUACUUCAUCGUGUUUCCAUUUUUCUUCGUCAAUAUCUUCGUGGCCUUGAUUAUCAUUACUUUCCAAGAGCAAGGAGAAGCUGAAUUGCAAGACGGUGAAAUCGACAAGAAUCAGAAAUCUUGUAUAGACUUUACGAUACAAGCUCGUCCUCUGGAGAGGUACAUGCCGAAAGAACGGAACAGCGUAAAGUACAAAAUCUGGAGAAUAGUGGUAUCGACGCCAUUCGAAUAUUUUAUCAUGGGUCUCAUCGUAUUAAACACAGUACUGCUCAUGAUGAAGUUCCAUCGGCAAAGCGACGCGUACAAGAACGCGCUGAAGUACAUGAACAUGUGCUUCACGGGGAUGUUCACCGUCGAGUGCAUACUGAAGAUCGCCGCAUUCGGCGUCAGG